AUGGCUCACAACUAUACUUCCGCCGAAGAUUGGCUGAACCUCUUCGAUAACACUUCUGCCGAACUAGACGGCAUCUCAGCCUUUACCAACCUGUCGAGUGUUCCCCAGCAUCCCUCUGCCCUUCGCAACCCCACACAGCCGUCCCACUCUGGCACCCCCGUCUCAUCAACUGUGGCCCCCCGCCAACAAACGCCGCUUACACUGGAUCCUCAGCCGAAUUUGAGUCUCGUUCAAGAACCGGAAGUCAAGUCCGAGUUGCGCGGAAUCGGAGACAGACUGAUCGUCAUUGAAGCCCAGCUGAAGUGGAUCUACGACAACCAGCAAGAGAUCGUUAAGAGACUUUCCAGCAUGGAAAGUAUCGUGAACGGCAUCGCUGAAAGCCUGGGCACCAACUCUUGGGAGUCAAGCCCCCCCGACAAUGACAUGACCAGCCAGACAUCGUCAGAAUACAGCGAGCCGAAGACCGAGGCCACCAGCGACGAUGACAUAGAAAUCUUCAAUUUCGAGGUCUGGGGAGGGGAUGAUUGGGACAAAUAUCUAUAA
Purpureocillium takamizusanense is the source of this 543-nucleotide messenger RNA. RefSeq lists its product as uncharacterized. The record is from RefSeq and is a predicted model, not a curated record. NCBI's taxonomy places the organism in Eukaryota, Fungi, Ascomycota, Sordariomycetes, Hypocreales, Ophiocordycipitaceae. The coding region runs from base 1 to 543 and encodes 180 amino acids. The transcript has 2 exons.